AUGUGGGGCCGGUGCCUGGCUAGUCGGGUCCGCCCUGGACCACCGGCCCUGGUCACCGCGACGGUGGGAGAUGAUGGUGCUGCGGCCCUCCGCGAGGUGGACCUUCACCAGGUAGAGGAGACGGGCGGGGCCCUGUUCCCGAACUGCUCUGCGGCCAAGGUGGCAGCUGUGCAGGAAGUCUCAGACUGCGGAGGCCUCGACGUCUUGAACUGCUCCAAUAGCUUCGUCAUCACCAACGGCGUGAAGUCGGUUUGCGCUGCCAGUGGCGAGCGCUGCUUAGACCGCGGGUCCGCGUUCUGCUGCUACUCGACAGGCGAUGCCGAGCUGUGCGAUCGCCGGUACUUGAAGGAGAAGAAGCCGCAGAAAGUGUCUGCCUGCGCUACACAGACACGCGCUGCUGGCUGCGGCCGGUCCUAUGAAAAACAUCUGGUUGGCGAACCCGGUGAUCGCGCCAUCGUUGUGGCGUGCGCCUGGGAUGGGAACAAGGCCAAGUGCGUGGGUCGCGACUCUCCUCUUUCUGACCUGGCCUGUUGCAAGAAGUAG
Symbiodinium natans is the source of this 543-nucleotide messenger RNA. The record is from the annotation of a GenBank genome assembly. NCBI's taxonomy places the organism in Eukaryota, Dinophyceae, Suessiales, Symbiodiniaceae.